Molecule: messenger RNA, 876 nt
Organism: Dunckerocampus dactyliophorus (ringed pipefish)
Lineage: Eukaryota; Metazoa; Chordata; Actinopteri; Syngnathiformes; Syngnathidae
Product: calcium/calmodulin-dependent protein kinase type II delta chain-like
Exons: 4
Coding region: 122-637 (171 amino acids)
Biological process (GO): protein phosphorylation
Molecular function (GO): calcium/calmodulin-dependent protein kinase activity; calmodulin binding
Source: RefSeq, a predicted model, not a curated record
UGUGUUUGCAAAGUAAAGUCCAUCGUGAGUCCAAACGGCUGACAAACAUUUUUUUUUGAAGCCGUGUCUGCUGUUUUACUUUCAAGCUAAACAAGUCUGCUAGCCAUAAAGUUCCAUUUUAAUGAAAGAAGACAUGAUGGUAAAGAUGUUUAUUCGUCUGUUGUUGCUUUUGCUGUCAAUGGAGGGAAUGAGCGGCAAUAUUAGUCUUCAGCUGGCUGGGAAACCACUUGAAGGUCGUAAGCAGGAGGUCAUUCAGGCUACCCAGCAGCUGUUGGCGGCCAUUAACGAAGCAGACUACCAACUCUACCAGAAUAUGACUGAUCCAGGCCUGACGUCCUUUGAACCAGAAUCUUUAGGCCACUUGGUGGAGGGCAUGGACUUCCAUCGCUUUUUCUUCGAAAACGGCAUGCCAAAGUUCACACUGUCUGGUCACACUAUUCUUCUUAACCCCCACGUUCACCUGCUGGGCGAGGAUGCCGCCUGCGUGUCUUAUGUCCGCCUGGUGCAGUACUUCGACGUCAAUAGUGCGGUGACUCGCACCACCAAGUUCGAGGAGACUCGCGUCUGGCAUCACCGUGACGGAAAGUGGCGCAAUGUUCACUUCCAUCGAUCAGUGUCCUCGCAGGGACAGAUUUAGUCCUUUUCUCCAAGAUUGAAGAGUUUUAUUGUCAUGUGCAUCGUAAAACAGGCAGUUAUGUAUGCAAUGAAAUCCUCAUUCUGUUCAUUCUCCCAAGAAAAGAAAGAAAACACAAGAAAAAGAAUAAGAACAUAAGAAACAAUUGUAACUUUCCUUACAAUUAUGGUGACGUCAACUUUUCUUGCAACAUUGUGACUAUUUUCGUAAAAUUAAAACUUUUCUUGCAGCAUUCCAUAUUG